AAAAAAAAAAGAGAAAAUAUUAAAUGGCAAUAGAGAAUUACACGUGGGUGAGUGGUAACAUGGUUACGUUACAGCUCCAUACAUUCUCAGUUUGAGAUGGAUAGAGAUAGAGUUCCAGUGCAUCUCUUUCCUAUAAGUUAACAGCAACAACAUAAAUGUAUUUUUAUUUUUAAUUUUAUUUUAAAAAACCUAUAAAAGUCAAACAAACUUUCUCUCUGUGUAAUGACUUUAUGCGGAGUCUUGGAAACAGAAAACAGAGUUGAUGACUAGGUAAAAGGAAGUAUGUAACAAAAUCGGUGAUCCCCAUUGUGUUUUGAUUUCCCAAAUUCACGAACACCAAUUUUCAUAGUGUGAAGAAUGGCCACGGUUGAAGAGAAGGAGGAGGAUGAGAAAGCGAAGCGGAAACCGCCGAGGCCGAAACGAAUAUGUUUCUCUUUCGCGGCGUACGCCAGCAGCCUCCUUAACAACCUAAAAUCCUCGAACGUUGUAAUCGACGAAGGAUUGUCGGACCUAGAACUCCGAAACCUAGAAUCCAAAUUGAAAUUCUCGUUCCCACCGGACCUUCGCGCGAUCCUCCAACAAGGCCUUCCCAUAUCACAAGGCUUCCCCAAUUGGCGUUCCUCUUCGACACAACAACUCCAAAUUCUCCUCAACCUCCCCGCCUCCCUGAUUCUCCGUCGCGUCUCCAACACGCGCUUCUGGCACCCCUCGUGGGGUCCGAAGCCGCCCGACCCGACCCAGGCGCUUCGCCGGUUGUUAAAUGAUGCACCGCGCCUCGUCCCGAUUUACCGGCAUUGCUACAUUCCCUCCUCCCCUGAGGCCGCCGGGAACCCUGUUUUCUACGUGGAUGACAGCGGGGAUGUCUGUUUGCUCAGCUUCGACUUGUCGGGGUUUUUCCGGGAGCUUCUGGCGCAGGAAAUGGAUGAGCCAGUGUGGGCUGCGACGGCGGCUAAGAGGGUGAGGUUCUGGUCGGAGCUGGCGGAGGACCGGUGCGGGAGGUGGUGGUGGUGGGGCAUCGCUAAGGAGGAGCUCGGGGGAUGCUUGGAUAGGACGGUGUGGAAAUUGAGAGAGGGAGGGUGGACGGAGGAGGAGAUACGCGAGAUGGUGACGGUGGAAGAGAAGAAGAAGGGAGACGAGUUGAAAUUGAAUAACAAAGAGGCAUUGGCGCGGCACGUGAGAGUCCUAUCAUUGGUUUUGCUGCGUGCGGGGUGGAGCAGGGAAGAUGUUGUGUAUUCGCUUGGGGUGGUUGGUGAUGAGGAAAAAUCCUCCCUCGAAUUCCAUCAAGAAUCGUUAGAUCAACGCAACGUCAACAUCAACGGCUUCUAACCUUGUCGCUUCUCAUCUCUCAUCACUAUUAGUCAACCUGUCGCAUCCCAUUUUUCAUUUUUCGCUUUUUUAAUGUUUUUUUUAUAUUUAACAUAUUAGGAGUAUAAUUAAAAAUAUAUAAUACAUACAAAAGAAGUUAGAUUCCAGACCUAUUUUUUGUAAAAAAAAUUGAGGGGCGAUGAAAUUGCAAUUGCAAGACCUAGUUUUAAUUUGUGAGUU
Molecule: messenger RNA, 1545 nt
Organism: Vigna angularis (adzuki bean)
Lineage: Eukaryota; Viridiplantae; Streptophyta; Magnoliopsida; Fabales; Fabaceae
Exons: 1
Coding region: 358-1326 (322 amino acids)
Source: RefSeq, a predicted model, not a curated record